CGUCGCUCGAUCGACGUUUCCUGUCUUUCGAGGGGAAACACUUUAAAAAGCGUCUCACUCGCUGCUCUCGGGUCAGUCGGACCGACAUCAUGGCGUCAGAGAGAGAGCGUCUCGUGGCCACUGCGGUUUUCCUUGCGUCCCUCAUUACACAGAGUGAGGGUAUAAUAGGAGGCAGAGAGGCGGCGCCACACUCUCGGCCUUACAUGGCCUCCAUCCAGGCACCGGAGGGGCAGAACUUGAAGCACGAAUGCGGAGGGUUCGUGGUCGCGCAGCAGUGGGUGAUGACGGCAGCGCACUGCCUGCCCACCGGGCCGAACGGGAGGAGAGUAGUGCUGGGCGUCCAUUCCCUGAGUGAACCCGAGGACACAAAGCAAACCUUUGACAUUGUGGAGCAUCACAACCACCCACACUUCAGCCCGUCAAAUUAUGAAAAUGACAUCGCUCUAAUUAAGCUGGAUCGUCCGUUCAACGUCUCCGAGGCUGUCCAAGCCGUGGCGUUCCUGCGGGCGGGCGGCACAAAUCCCGGCACCGGCGCAGAGGUCGACACGGCCGGCUGGGGCUCCCUGGACAACCUGGGGUCCAGGCCGGACAAGCUCAAAGAGGUGGCCGUGGAGGUGUUCAGCUCGGCCCGCUGCAAACGCGGCGACUACUUCGGCAGGAAGUUCACCGACAACAUGAUCUGUGCGCACAAGGUGUGCUCUGACCCGUGCGAUCAGCCGCACAAGAAAGAGGACAGCUGUGAUGGAGAUUCUGGGGGUCCUCUGCUCUACAACCACGUGGUGGUCGGCAUCACGUCCAACGGGGGGAAGAAGUGUGGCCAGCUGAAGAAGCCUGGGAUUUACACUAUCGUCUCCCACUACACUGAGUGGAUCCACAGCAUCAUGGGCCUGCAGCCGACCGCAGCACCAGGCCAGAGGCCGAGCGGAUAGACGGAGGACAGAAAAACCAAUUUCAUCCAUGUCUUGUAGCACCUUUCAUGCAAUUUCAAGUGUUUGCGUGAAAGGCGCUUUUACGGAUUAUUGCAAACUGAUAGUGAGAAAAUGUGAAGAGUGAAAACGUCAUGAUUCAACGCGUCCCGCUUCUUCUGUCACUGAUUAUUCUUCUACCUGCGUAUGAAGUGUUUAUAUCCUGAGCAUUUCUCAUUUGCGAAUAAUACACGCCUCUGCACAAUGAGUUCCUGUAUGGCACACGUAUUACAACCAGCUACACAAACAUAUUCUUUCAUUUUUUUUAAAUAAGUUUGUCUAUGAAGAAAUCAAUAAAAUACAGUUCAUCACA
Molecule: messenger RNA, 1278 nt
Organism: Scophthalmus maximus (turbot)
Lineage: Eukaryota; Metazoa; Chordata; Actinopteri; Pleuronectiformes; Scophthalmidae
Gene: cfd
Product: complement factor D (adipsin)
Exons: 5
Coding region: 90-929 (279 amino acids)
Biological process (GO): proteolysis
Molecular function (GO): serine-type endopeptidase activity
Source: RefSeq, a predicted model, not a curated record